AUGUUCCGUGACUGCGAAGCUUUACAGGAAUCCAUUCCGUCCCACAGUGACACACCUUUGCCAUCCUGGGCAACGGGUAUCUUUUUCGAGCCGCCCCACUUCCAUGACGAGCCUACACAGGUGUGGAAACUUCCAGUGGUGGAAACGCGUUGGUGUCCACAGCCCACGAUGUUUGUGGAUGGCAGUUGUGUUUCACCAUCGGUGGGUGCCAAUCCGCGCAGGUGCCUCCGCAAUUGCAGUGCCCGGCCUUUCAAGCAUGCUGCAGCUGUGCACAGUGCCUCUGUUAACUCUUUUUGUUGCGAGCUUUAUGCUUUGAUCUUGGCUAUCCAUUUGACGGGGACAUCAAUGUCGCUACUGAUUGUCCUAUUCGUGCAGUCUCGCCCUUAUCUCCAGCAAGCAGUUUCCGUGCAAGUUCACUUGGUUGCCACUUUAGUUAAGCGCUCGGCAGCUUGCCAACUUGCACCUUUUGACGAGGACGAACAGGUGCUGCAGAUGUACAGAACGAAUAUUUUACUGCCUGAUGUCCUCUUUGACUGCAGGCCUCAAGGGGAACGAACUCCCUGGCUGGUAGUUUUGAUCGAGUUUCUUGCAGUGUAUGGUUUCCUUCCUGGUUGGUUGGUCCCGGGCAUGACCGCCCGCGUCCUGGUGUCUCGCGAUGACUACCUGGUGGUGCGUCUCAAGCGCUUGCUGGUCUGGGCAGGGAAAUGCAACGUGGCCGAGCUCCAGCUUGGGGGCGUGCCGAAUCAGGAGGCAGACUGCGCAUUGGCGUUGCCGCAAGUCUGCACGUCCCGUUUCCUUUGUGCACCUGAGUUUCGGAGCUUGGUGGUGGCUUGCAGAGGCUUCUGCCGCCUGCUGGCGCGGCCGGACCUACUCGAGCCGCUCAUGAAGAUCUCUGAGCUCGGUUACUGUCAGAUCCAAGGCUUCUCUGAGACGGCCGCCAAGCGCCUGGCCUGGCUAGACGAGAGUAUCCUCAACGCACGGGCAGGCAUGAGGAGCCUGGGCGUUUCGUCGGUGACAGCUUUGCGCGCAGAGAUCCGACUUGGCGAGCCAGCCGGGGAUGUCACCAUCGCGCAUGCUCUGCUGGAGCCAACCGCGUCUCUUGUAGGCGACAACCACGAUCAGGGCGACAGCUUCGCCGCCCGGUGUCUGCUCUCGGAGGGCCCAGCUUUCCUGGCCCGUGCGCAGGCUCUGAGGCCCGAGACAGUGCCACUGCUGCGCCGGAAGCGCUUCCGACGGGCCUUUGCAAAGCACCAAGAGGCCAUCCGCGCAGCGGCCGCUGGCUCCGCCCGAGACAGCAAGGGCCAGGAGCCGGAGGUGUUUCAGAAGUUAGCCAGCUGGCUGGUCAUCGUGGAUGCCUGGUUCGAGAACCUGCCACUGCUGGCUGGUCUGUCUGCAAUGCGUGAGUCGCUGGUGGCCCACAUCGUACCGCUGACGGCCUGGUUGGUACGGCCUCACAAGCGCCCCCUCCUUGGCCGUGCCAUGCCACCGCCGGACCCUCCUGAUGCGGUCUUGAGGGAUCAGGAGAAGCUGCUCCGCGGCCUCGUACGGCAGGGCGAGGCGGAAACACAGCCGAAGAAGGUGGUACACCAGGCCCCGGUUCAGAGGGAGUCGAAGCCGAAGGUCACGGAAGCUGUCCCUUUCCUGGUGGGCCGCUGGCUUAAAGAGAACUCCACGCUGGAUGUCGAGGAGGGGAAGGCAUACACGGCCGUGGAGACCGACCGAUCCAGCGAGGUUCGCAUAGACGAUCUUUUUGGUGGAGACUCUGGCACGCUAGUGUAUUCCACUGAUGAAGAGGAUGUCGACAGCCCGUAA
This is a messenger RNA of Symbiodinium natans, 1812 nucleotides long. NCBI's taxonomy places the organism in Eukaryota, Dinophyceae, Suessiales, Symbiodiniaceae. The record is from the annotation of a GenBank genome assembly.